This is a messenger RNA of Angiostrongylus costaricensis, 297 nucleotides long. NCBI's taxonomy places the organism in Eukaryota, Metazoa, Nematoda, Chromadorea, Rhabditida, Metastrongylidae. The record is from the annotation of a GenBank genome assembly.
AUGUGGUUCAUUUACGAAACAGCAAUGUCCACCUUGAAAUUAAUCCUCAACAAGGCUUAUUACAAGAACCGAAGCACUAACGACACUCACCCACAGUGCACACGCACGGCCGCGGCCGUCACUGCCAAUGAUGCGUCGCAGUUUUGUGGGCGGGCGUUGGCGCCCAUACUGCUAAUCGAGGAUUCGUUCCUCACUCAUCGCAUCUUAUCGCGAUCGUACUGGAUUACAGUGAUUCAUUCGUCCUAUUCGCUUAAACGUAGCUCACUCGAGAUCCUUAAAUAUACUGAAAUCGAUUGA